UGUUCCUCCGGACUUUCUCCUCUUCCUCGGAUGAAGGUCUCCUUCGGGAGUUAACGAGGUUAACGAGGAAAACUUUGAGUCUACGAGCAUUUCUGAGUGAUGCAUGAGCAGCACGUCCCGUCAGUGUUGUAUUGCUGGUUGGAUUUUGUGUUUUGUCCCUCAGUAAGACCCGUAGACCCCCCCCCCUUGUUGUGUGCUGGUUGUGUUUGCCGUGUGUUUGACCCUUUCAGAGCUGUUCCUUCAGUCCUUCAACCUCACGGGUGAGUAGAAGUCUGAAUAUUGUCCCGUUGAAACCGGAUGGCGGCGUGUGCUCGGGUCAGCAGAACCUCAGGUGUCUCCUUUCCCACCUGGCGUUGCCUCUCUCCAGCAGUCCAGAUCAAGACGCUCCACCAUGCCGGAAACAAUAAUGUCCAAGGAGCCCAGUUCCAACCUGGAGAGCGCCAUGCAGAUGCUGAUCAAGACCUUCCACAAGUACUCCGGGAAGGAGGGCGACAAGUACACCCUGAGCCGCGGGGAGCUGAAGGAGCUGCUGAUAGAGGAGCUGGGGAGUUACCUGGGGAACUCCAAGGACAACGAGGCGGUGGAGAAGGUGAUGAACGACCUGGACGCCAACAACGACGGCGAGGUGGACUUCACCGAGUUCAUCAUCCUGAUGGGAGCCCUGACGGUCGCCUGCAACGACUUCUUCCUGGACAAGCCCAAAGAAGACUCGGCAGCCAAGACAGACUGAGGCGGGAACAUGGGAAGGACGAAGGAGAGGGAGAACUGUGGUUCCGAUGGCCUUCUCAUCCCAUCCAAACACUCCGAGCACGCAGCAGGGAAGACGUGGCCUCCCGAAUCCCGGCAACUGCUUCCCCUCAGCAGCUGCUUUUCAUUCCACAGCUAAUCCGGACCGAGCUGAACUUUUCCCAAACCCACUCCGUGACUCUCCUCACACAACAGGGAACAUUUCCACAUCUUUCAUCUCACAUCCUGCAGAUCUGAGCGUUUGUUUGGUUUAGAAGGGCUGUGGCACAGAGGGCGCCGUCUUUCCCGUCAAGUCGAUGUGUGAUCAUGUAUGACAUGAAUAUGAUCUGUAUGUGUUCAGUGAUUGAAAAAUAGGAGAUGUUGCACCUAUUUUGUAAUCUUUCCCUAAAGGAUCGCUGCUUUAAAAUAUUAAACAUGGCAUUUAACCAACAA
Messenger RNA from Oryzias melastigma (Indian medaka), 1179 nucleotides. It is a transcript of the gene s100s, whose product is annotated as S100 calcium binding protein S. The record is from RefSeq and is a predicted model, not a curated record. Gene Ontology annotation, molecular function: calcium ion binding; transition metal ion binding. NCBI's taxonomy places the organism in Eukaryota, Metazoa, Chordata, Actinopteri, Beloniformes, Adrianichthyidae. The coding region runs from base 392 to 730 and encodes 112 amino acids. The transcript is spliced from 4 exons.